AUGUCAAAAUUUUACCCCGCAAAAAAGCAAACUUUACCAAUCAUAAUGGCAGGUUUGUUCGAUUUAAAAGGUCACUUGGUAUUUUACAGAUCUUAUCACUUCAACCACGUCAAUGUGGCUAUACAUCUAGCAUGUAUUCCGGUUAUUCUUUUGUCGGUUAUUGCCUUUUUGUCACCUGUUGAGGUGACUUCAUAUCUGCCAUACAUCAACUUGGGAUCCAUAUUUGCUUGGUCUUAUGGAACAUACUAUGCUCUUCUAGAGUGGCAAUUGGGUGUGCCAGCGCUUGCAUUCUUGGCUUCUGCAGCGUAUGUUUUCAAGUAUGCACUUUUGAACUUGAAACCUACGUCUUGGAUCACACCUCAAGAGUUCACUCGAUAUGCAAUUUUCGCCAAUGUGAUAUCCUGGCUCGCUCAAUUUUACGGCCACGGAGUGCAUGAGAAACGGGCUCCAGCUUUGCUUGAUAAUUUGCUCCAAGCAUUAGUUUUGGCUCCAUUUUUUGUGGUCUUUGAAAUCGCUUUCGCACUUGGUUACAAGCCUCAGUUGAAGAAGCAGAUGGACAACGAGGCCGGGGUGUUGGUCAGGAAUUAUAGGAUGAAAGAUAAGUCGAAAAAGCAACUAUGA
Meyerozyma guilliermondii ATCC 6260 is the source of this 621-nucleotide messenger RNA. RefSeq lists its product as uncharacterized. Gene Ontology annotation, cellular component: endoplasmic reticulum. The transcript has a single exon. Lineage: Eukaryota; Fungi; Ascomycota; Pichiomycetes; Serinales; Debaryomycetaceae. The coding region runs from base 1 to 621 and encodes 206 amino acids. The record is from RefSeq and is a predicted model, not a curated record. Gene Ontology annotation, biological process: sphingoid catabolic process.